GCGCGCUGCCGCCGCCCGGUCCCCCUGGGCGGAGACGGAACCGCGGCGCGCUCCGAGCAGGUUCCGAGGAGCCAUGGGCAGAGCCAUGAAGCUGGCGGGGUUGCUGCUGGGGCUGUUCCUCGUGCCCGCCGUGCUGGUGAGCACCAGCUUGUACCAGGACGACCCGCGAAGCGAGGCCGCGGCGGACUGCUGGGACGCUGCCCCCGAGAGCAACCUGUGGCCGCUGCCGCAGCGGCUCCGCGCCUCCUGCCGCCAGUUCCAGUUGGCGCCCGGCCGCUUCCAGAUGGUGCACGGCGCCGGCUCCUCCGCGGGAGCGGACUGCGCGCUGCUGCAGGACGCCUUCCGCAGGUACUACGAGUACAUGUUCGGUCAGCCCUGGCAGCAGCGAAGCUCCCGGCCGCUGGGCGUUCGUGCGGGGCCAGAGCUGCUGGAGCUGCAGGUGGUGAUCAAGUCCCCGGAGCCGGGCUGCCAGAGCUUCCCGCACCUUGGUUCCAGCGAAGCCUAUCACUUAACCGUAGCUGGGCCUGUGGCUGUACUGAAAGCUGAUGAGGUAUGGGGCGCUUUAAGAGGUUUAGAAACCUUUAGCCAGUUGGUUCAUGAAGAUGAUUACGGAAGCUUUCUUGUGAACGAAUCUGAAAUAGAUGACUUCCCAAGAUUUGCCCAUAGAGGAAUCCUACUAGACACUUCAAGGCAUUAUUUACCAUUGAAAUCUAUUCUUACAAAUCUGGAUGCCAUGGCUUUUAACAAGUUCAAUGUUUUCCACUGGCAUAUAGUAGAUGAUCAGUCAUUCCCGUACCAGAGUACUUUUUUCCCUGAGUUAAGUGAUAAGGGAGCAUACUCCUAUAACCACAUCUAUACUCCUGCUGACAUCCGUCUGGUGAUUGAGUAUGCCCGGUUAAGAGGCAUUAGAGUUAUUCCAGAGUUUGACACCCCAGGACACACAGAGUCUUGGGGAAAAGGUCAAAAAGAUCUUCUCACCCCUUGUUACAGUGGAGAACAGCCAACUGGGUCCUUUGGACCUGUAAAUCCCAUUUUGAAUACAACUUACGAAUUCAUGACUAAAUUCUUCAAAGAGAUCAGCAGUGUAUUUCCAGAUGCAUACAUUCAUUUGGGAGGAGAUGAAGUGAACUUCAAUUGUUGGAGAUCUAACCCUGAAGUGAGAGAAUUCAUGAAGAAGCAAGGAUUUGGCACUGACUACUCGAAACUGGAAUCCUACUAUAUUCAGAAGAUUUUGGACAUUGUUUCCUCCUAUAACAAAGGAUACGUGGUCUGGCAAGAAGUGUUUGAUAACAAAGUACAGCUGAAACCAGACACUGUAGUUCAGGUGUGGAUGGGAAACAACUAUGCUCAUGAACUAAGCAGUGUCACUGCAGCUGGGUUCACUGCUAUCCUGGCAGCACCCUGGUACUUAGACUACAUUAGUUAUGGGCAAGACUGGAAGAAAUACUACAGAGUUGAACCGCUUAACUUCCCUGGAUCUGAAAAACAGAAAAAGCUUCUAAUAGGUGGAGAAGCCUGCCUGUGGGGGGAAUUUGUGGAUGCAACUAACCUCACACCAAGAUUGUGGCCUCGAGCAAGUGCUGUAGGAGAAAGACUCUGGAGCAGCAAGAAUGUGACUGACUUGAAUGAUGCCUAUCGAAGACUGACUAAUCAUCGAUGCCGCAUGCUCCGCCGUGGCAUAGCAGCCGAACCGGUGUUCGUUGGAUACUGCCCCCAUGAAGCAGGAGGGUAGUAACUGCUGCAGAGACUUCUAGUCAACAACCUCAAGUGCCUCUGGGGUAUGAAUAUAUGUACAUGCAAUCUGAUAUUUGAACCAAAACUUAAAAUUUUCACUUCUAAAAUAAAAGUUAUUUGACAUUC
Cuculus canorus (common cuckoo) is the source of this 1860-nucleotide messenger RNA. It is a transcript of the gene HEXB, whose product is annotated as hexosaminidase subunit beta. The coding region runs from base 74 to 1732 and encodes 552 amino acids. Lineage: Eukaryota; Metazoa; Chordata; Aves; Cuculiformes; Cuculidae. Gene Ontology annotation, cellular component: membrane. Gene Ontology annotation, molecular function: beta-N-acetylhexosaminidase activity. The record is from RefSeq and is a predicted model, not a curated record. The transcript is spliced from 14 exons. Gene Ontology annotation, biological process: ganglioside catabolic process; glycosaminoglycan metabolic process; carbohydrate metabolic process.